Bursaphelenchus xylophilus (pine wood nematode) is the source of this 1351-nucleotide messenger RNA. Lineage: Eukaryota; Metazoa; Nematoda; Chromadorea; Rhabditida; Aphelenchoididae. The record is from the annotation of a GenBank genome assembly.
AUGCGCUCUAUCAGCAUUGCUCUAUUACUGGUGGCGGCCGCGUUGGCCAUUGAGAUUCCAAUCAGACGGGUUCAACGGAAGGAACGCGGCUUUUCCUCAGGAAUUCCAAUUGAUCUGGACACUGGUUCAAAAGCAUUUGUCGGCACAGUGUCGAUUGGAAACCCCGGGCAAGACAUUAAUGUUGCUUUUGACACCAGCACUUCUGCCCUCUGGGUUCCUGAUGCUUCAUGCUCAUGUGGAGCUCAAUGUGGCGAUGGUAUGUAUAUACAUAUGAUCAUCAAAUAUCCUUUAGAAAAGCUGUGCCCUCACCUCUGUGCUUCUCACUGCUGCGCCAAGAAACUCAGCGACGAAAAGUCUUCCGGAUCAUGCUCAAACAAAAACGUCUUUGACCCGGAGCGAUCAAGGAGCUACGUGAAGGGUAAGUUCCAAAUUCCAAAAGAUAUUUCCAACCUUGUGGUGUGAGCGUUUCUCAAACAACAUCAUUUUAUUUUAGGAACCGGCUCAUCCAACUUGACGUUCUUGGGCUCCACGAUUCAAGCCGCUCUUGGGCAUGACACCUUCCGCCUUGGCACUCACUAUCGUCCUGGCCUUACCGCCAACAAUGUUCAAUUUGGCGUUGUCAAGGAAUUUAACGAGGCCUACCAAGACGUUAACUACGACGGAGUCUUUGGUCUUGGCUUGGCCUCCAAGGAUGGAGUCCCCUCCCCCAUCAAGCAGCUGGCUGAUCAUGGAGUGAUCCCAUCUCCUUUGCUAUCCCUCUAUUUGUUUCCUCAAACUCCCGACAAUGUUGUUGACGGAGUUCUUACUGUCGGACAGUUGGACAGACAGCGUUGUCUUCCAGUCACCCGAUUCGUUAAAGUCGAGAAGGAAGAAGGAUGGAUCUUCAGUGCCACCACCUUCAAAAUCGACGCUAGUGGCUAUAAAGCUCACAACGAAUCGUGGCGGGUAAGUUGACAGCAUUUUUCAAGGAUCUCAAUCUUUACUUUCACUGCAGUUUUAAUGACUAGAUUUUUAGGGGGUCUUUGACUUCGGAAGUGAGUACAUCCAUAUGCCAAGAGCGGCGUUUAGCGCGUUGCGCUCACACUUCAGCGCGAGAAAUGACAGUGAAGGCCGCUUGGUCUACCCUUGCCGUAGCAGUCGUGACGUGCUAUUUAACGUUGGCGGUGAAUUGAUUUAUGUUUCAAGCACGCUUCUGUCAGCUCCAUACGAUGGGUUCAAUUGUCAAUUCAAGGUCAAGGAAACUGACGCUAACGACAAAUACGCCUUCCGCUACGGUCUUCCGGUGCUGCAGAAAAACUGUGUUGUCUUCGAUUUCAACGGACUGCUGGCGUUGCCCAAGAAAAGAGAGUAA